GUGAGGGAGGGGAGGCCUAGAUGAUUUAACCCGCGAGAGCCCCUGGUGGGAAGCCCUGGCUGGCGCCGGUGCGCGCGUAGUCCCCUGCUUGCCCAGCAGCUGCCACUUCCCCAGUGACCAUGAUAGGUACGUGGGUGCCUGCCAGGUACAGCCUCUGCGCCGCCCCGGGCCCAGUGUUUGUCCGAUUCAACUCCAGCCAUGGUUUCCCAGUGGAGGUUGAUUCUGAUACCAGCAUCUUCCAGCUCAAAGAACUGGUUGCUAAGCGACAAGGGGUUCCAGCUGACCAACUGUGUGUGAUUUUUGCAGGGAAGGAGCUUUGGAAUGACUUGACAGUGCAGAACUGUGAUCUGGAACAGCAGAGCAUCGUUCACAUUGUGCAGAAGCCAGGAAGGAAAGAUCAGGAAAAAAAUCCACCUGGAGGGGACAAGACCAGAAAUACUUUGGGAGCCUCUUCCAGGGAAACCAAGAGCUUGACCCGGAUGGACCUCAGCAGCUCUGUCCUGCCAGCAGACUCUGUGGGUCUAGCUGUCAUUCUGGACACUGACAGCAGGAAUAAUUCAGCAGCGGUCAGAAACCCAGGUGCAGCAACCUACAACAGCUUCUAUGUUUACUGCAAAGUCCCUUGUCAAAGGGUACAGCCAGGAAAGCUCCGGGUACAGUGUGCCACCUGCAAACAAACCACCCUCACCUUGGCCCAGGGUCCAUCUUGCUGGGAAGAUGUCUUGAUUCCAAAUCAGAUAAGUGGUGAAUGCCAAUCUCCAGGCUGCCCUGGGACCACAGCAGAAUUUUUCUUCAAGUGUGGAGCACACCCAACCUCCAACCAGGACAAAUCAGUGGCUUUGAAUCUAAUAACAACCAACAGCCGGGACAUCACUUGCAUAGUGUGCACAGACAUCAGGAGCCCUGUCCUGGUUUUCCAGUGUAAUCAUCGCCAUGUGAUUUGCUUAGACUGUUUCCACUUGUACUGUGUGACCAGACUCAAUGAUCGGCAGUUUGUCCAUGACCCUGAGCUUGGCUACUCCCUGCCUUGCGUGGCUGGCUGUCCUGACUCCUUGAUUAAAGAGCUCCAUCAUUUCAGGAUUCUAGGAGAAGAGCAGUAUAACCGGUACCAGCAGUAUGGUGCUGAAGAGUGUGUGCUGCAGAUGGGAGGUGUGCUGUGCCCUCGCCCUGGCUGUGGAGCAGGGCUGCUGCCUGAGCAGGGCCAGAAGAAAGUCACCUGUGAAGUGGUCAGCAGCCUAGGCUGUGGGUUCGUCUUUUGCCGGGACUGCAAGGAAGCGUACCACGAAGGAGAAUGCAGCACCCUGUGUGAAGCCUCGGGAGCAGGUUCUCAGGCCUACAAAGUAGAUGAGAGAGCUGCUGAACAAGCACGCUGGGAUGAGGCCUCCAAGGAAACCAUCAAGAAAACAACCAAGCCCUGCCCUCGCUGCAGUGUACCAAUUGAGAAAAACGGUGGAUGCAUGCACAUGAAGUGUCCACGGCCCCAGUGCAGGCUCGAGUGGUGCUGGACCUGCGGCUGCGAGUGGAACCGCACCUGCAUGGGUGACCACUGGUUCGAUGUGUAGCAGGCACAGUGGAGCACACAUUUGGCCACCUGUCCUAUUGAAAACACAGAGUGUCGUGUCUUCAUUUGCCCCUUCUCCUUCUCUCAAACAUUUAAUUUGUGCAUGCACACAUAUGCACAUGUACAAACUCAGGCUUCAAGUUCUUCCCAAAAAUCACAAAAGCAAACUUACAGAAGCUCCUGGAUCCCUUUCACUGCAUCCAUGAAAAACAGCAAAGUCAAGUCUGAUUCCAGCAAGAUGCAUUUUCAGGCCCAUGAUCAUGCAAGUACCACUGCACAAAAUAGAGAGCAGCCCAUGUGUUUUGAAUGGAUAGUUUUCCUUGCCUGAAUUCAAGUCAGGCUGGUUCAGGAUAUGGAGCAAUUUCUCAGGUUUAAUUUCCUGCAUUUUCCCUUUAGCAAAUACUGUGCAGAAGACACUGGCAAGGUGGGAAGUAGUUUGAGAGGAUUCUCACCAGUGAUACUAUGAAAGAUUGACUGCUGUGAAUGCUCAGAACUAUGUUCAUGGCUGUCAGAGCAAUGUUCUUAUUUAAAUUUUCAGAGAGCAUCUCUGCACAAAGAGCCCCAGGCAAUAGUCAAGAAUAUUUGUUUACUACCAAGAAUUCUAUCUUGAUAAAUUGUGUCAAUGAAAUAGUGACUAUGCACAAAUCAGCUUGUCAACUAAGUGAAAAGUUACAAAAGUUAAUUUGAGUGUUGAAUAUUGAAAUUACAGAGAAGAAAGCAAAGUUUAAUGUACUUCCAUUCCAUUUAAUUAUUUGCAACUUUAUUAAGAAAUUGUUUUCAUGAAAAUAUUACAACAUCUAUAAUUUGAUUUUAAGUGUGUGUUUUACAGCUUGGGGAUUAAGCUUAUACAUUUAUAAUCAAUAUAAAUGUAAUGGAUAAAGUGCUAUAAAUGAGACAUUUUUAGGCGUGAUAUUCAUUGUUGACAAAAGUGCGGGUUAUUAAACAGAAUCUUUAAAGAGGAACAUUUCCAGAGCUAAGUAAAAAUACACUUGACCCUCUCCCGCAGGCACAGGUACCUUCUUCCCAAGGCUGCAGGGCCCUGCCCUCCCCACUACUACCUCCCAGAGUAUUUCUGCAAACAAAGCUUUUUGCAGAGGUCAGUAAACCCAAACUAGAAUAUUCCUCAGGUUAACAUACAUUGAAUUUGAGGGUGAUCAAAUUUUCAACUUUUUUUGAGACAUUUGCAACACAUCCCAAAAAAUGCAUUGGACACUGUGAAAUGCAUUUCUGCUGCACAGUGCACAGAUGAGAAAGUGUAACCAUUGCCUUUUGUUCUCACUAGCUGUGACUUCCUAGGACAAUGGUGAGUGUGCUGAGAUCAUGCUGUGUGUCACUGGCACAGGGAGUCCCUUCUGCAUCUGGAGACCUAGAAACUCUGAAAUUGGUACCAGCCUCCCCUUUUAGACUUGCCAGCACAGGUCCUGGCUGGUGAAGGGAUAACUUCAGGAAUGUUCCAGGUCAUGUUCCAAGGGCAUUUAUUUCUACUUUGCUAACCACCUCAGCUAAUCCAUGUAUCCAUGACUCCCGGCCAUCCAAGAAACAUUCUGCCCUCUUUUCCCCUCAUGGGUACCACACUGGGGUAAGACGGGUUUCUGUGGCUGCCACAUCACAACACCCUAAUGUAGCUUCAUCCUGUUAGAAAACUCAGCUGUUCCAAUAGAGCCCCAGGCUGUCAGACUGGUCCAGAAACUGAAAAAAUCAUACAGAAAUGAUAGGAUGUAGUUUCAGGAAAAGAAAAGGCACCAGACAAGAGCCCAGGUUUCACAAAGUACAGUGGAUGUGCAGAGCCUGACCCCAAUCAGGGCUUGAAUUUGUGCCACUGACAAUCUCUUGUUGCUGACCCAGUGUGGCUAAUCAGGUGACACCCUAUUGUCAGAUGGAGGGGCCACCUCACCACAUUUUGCAUGAGCCAUAGUGUGUUCUUAGUAAAGUGAUUUUUCAUAUGGCCUCCUUUUAAAUCUGCAUGGUGUGUUGGAUUUGUGAAGCCAAAACAAGGUUUGCUACUAUGAGUUUCUGGUACCACAGAAAUCCCUGGUGCUGUGUGGCUUCUGUCAUAAUCUUUUUCCUUUUGGUGAUGGCCUUUUCCUUCCUUCCUACUUUCUUUCCUUCCUUCCUCCCUUC
This is a messenger RNA of Fukomys damarensis (Damara mole-rat), 3682 nucleotides long. RefSeq names its product parkin RBR E3 ubiquitin protein ligase (gene Prkn). Gene Ontology annotation, molecular function: ubiquitin conjugating enzyme binding; ubiquitin protein ligase activity; zinc ion binding. NCBI's taxonomy places the organism in Eukaryota, Metazoa, Chordata, Mammalia, Rodentia, Bathyergidae. The record is from RefSeq and is a predicted model, not a curated record. Gene Ontology annotation, biological process: positive regulation of proteasomal ubiquitin-dependent protein catabolic process; regulation of cellular response to oxidative stress; protein polyubiquitination. The coding region runs from base 120 to 1562 and encodes 480 amino acids. Gene Ontology annotation, cellular component: cytosol; cytoplasm; mitochondrion. The transcript is spliced from 12 exons.